Messenger RNA from Aspergillus saccharolyticus JOP 1030-1, 2123 nucleotides. RefSeq names its product WD domain protein. Gene Ontology annotation, molecular function: DNA binding; protein binding. The coding region runs from base 97 to 1809 and encodes 570 amino acids. Lineage: Eukaryota; Fungi; Ascomycota; Eurotiomycetes; Eurotiales; Aspergillaceae. Gene Ontology annotation, cellular component: nucleus. The transcript is spliced from 3 exons. Gene Ontology annotation, biological process: regulation of DNA damage checkpoint. The record is from RefSeq and is a predicted model, not a curated record.
CCUCAUUCUUGCGUGCGCCAUUCAUCUUGUGUCAGAACCUCAAUCUGACAUUUCCUCAACUUGCCGGCAGUUAGCAUACACCUCUCCAGGGCAACAAUGGGCGAAGAGAUCUCCGACUUCGAGAAGCAGCGCCUGGCCAACAUUGCCGAGCGCGAUGCGCUGCUGAAGAAGCUCUCCCUGGAGGCGCAGUCCUCGGGUUUGUUCCCGCCCAAGAUGCAGCCCAGUCGGACGCCUUCGUCGCGGGACCAAUCCGCUCGCGCGAAGAAGAAGAAGACGCCCGUGAAGCGCGUCAAACAGGAGGAGGCGUCGCCGGUGCCGCGCCGCAUGUCGUCGCGGCUGCGAGGCAUUGCGGCGGAGAGCGAGGUCGCUAAGCGGAAAGCGGAGGAGGAAGACGCGGCGCUGCAGGCGGCGGAGCGGGCGAAGCGCGUGCGCAAGUCGGAUGCUUUCUCGUUCAAUGAAAUGGUGGUGUACGGACAGAAGCUGUCGGGGGAAAGUCUGAUCGGGGUGGAUGUGGUCACCAAGGGCGUGGCGAUGCCGUACCAGCGCACCUUUGACGAGGAGGAUAUCGAGCAGACAACUGACAAGGAGCUGAAAGCAUUGAGAGAGGAGAUGAGUGGGCUGAAGCUGUGGGAGGCGUGGGAGCCCAACCGCAUCAAGCUCACGCCGGAAAGAAUCUACACCAUGGCCUUCCACCCGACAGAGACCAAGCCGCUUGUCUUCGCGGGCGACAAACUCGGCCACCUCGGCAUUCUUGACGCCUCGCAAGAACGGACCAGCAUGAUCAAAGCCGAGGAAUCCAGCGACGAGAACGAGGACGACGAAGACCCAGAUCCCAGUCUCACCACCCUCAAGCCCCAUACCCGCACCAUCAGCUCCAUCUACAUCCACCCCUCCACCCCGACCCGCGUCUACACCGCCAGCUACGACAGCAGUAUCCGCGCGACCGACCUCGAGAAAUCCACCAGCGUCGAGCAGUACGCCCCGGAGUCCACGACGGACGAUGUCCCGAUCUCGGGCCUCGAUAUGGCCGCCGACGAUCCGCACGUUCUCUACUGGACGACCCUGGACGGGGAGUUCGGGCGCUACGACACGCGCCUCGCGCGCUCCAAGCCGCAAUCCGUGACCACCUGGCGACUCGCCGAGAAAAAGAUCGGGGGGUUCUCCCUCUACCCAGCCCGACCGCACUACUUCGCAACCGCCUCGCUGGACCGGUCCAUGCGCCUCUGGGAUCUCCGCAUGCUGCAAGGCCCGGUAAAAACACCCCCAACACCCUCUGGACGCUCGACCCGACGCCAGCAGCAGCAGCAGCAGCAGGACGAAGUCAACAACGAGGACAAUAACAACGACGACGAGACACAAACAUGGACCCCAAUCGGCGAGCACUACAGCCGCCUAUCCGUCUCGCACGCCGCCUUUAAUAGCGCAGGGCAGAUCGCUACCUCCUCGUACGACGACACCAUCAAGAUCUACGACCUCAGCGGACCCAAGGGUAUCAACUCCUGGACCAAGGGCCAUACCCUCUCCGAAGACGAGCUCAAGCCCCAAACAGUCGUCCGGCAUAAUUGCCAGACAGGAAGAUGGGUGACGAUCCUCCGUCCCCAAUGGCAACAAAACCCCCAAUCCCACAUCCAGCGCUUCUGCAUCGGCAACAUGAACCGCUUCGUCGAUGUAUACAGUGCCUCGGGCGAUCAAUUGGCUCAGCUCGGCGGCGAGGGCAUCACGGCCGUGCCGGCGGUCGCGGUCUUCCAUCGGAGUAAGAAUUGGGUGGCCGGCGGGACGGCUAGCGGGAAGAUUUGUCUGUGGAUGUGAAUUGCAGUACAGUCUUGGGGCUGGGCUCAUUCUCUCAUCAUUUAUUCGACGCUUCAAGUAUGAGUUGGGUUACUUACAUGUUUGGAGAAGCGCGCUGGUGAUUUGGGGUUUGGUUUGGGCCGUCGAAAGGGGGUUGGGAGGUGGUGGAUUGUUCGGUGAGCGGCCGUGGAUAGAUGUGGGUAACUUUGUUAGUUCAAGUUGUAUUUCCACUGCCUGGGUGCGAGGCAAGUGAAUGCGCAUGCGCGUGAUGGGGAUGGGGUUCAAUGAUGAAUCACGGGUCUUCAUGCAUAAUCAAGCAAGCGGUUCAACCUGGC